UUAUCAUCUACCGCGCAGCCUCCUAGAUAUUUGAUAUAAAAAAAUAUUUUCAAUUCUGAUGUAUUACAUUUAUUUGGAUCUAAAAGUUUAAUUUGUAAUGUAACUUAUAAAUUAACACGAGGACAUACAUAUGCCUAAAAUUAUGUUCGUUUGAGUGUAACUUGCAUCUCCAUCGCAAUAACUAAAUAUUUUUCAACCUGACCAUGUCAUGGGAGAGUGUUGCGUCCAAGGAUUUUUUGAGCAUUCCAACUAGUCAUAAUUUGUCUGCAACACAUUUACUUGCAUCCCCUGAUGGUUCGCGAUACCUUUUAGAACAUUCAACCGGUGCGUGUCAAUUUAAUGGAAGCUUUUCUCGCGUGGCAGGACCCGGAUCUUCUCGAGAUGCAACUGGUUCUAGGCAUAUAUGGAAUCGUUACGGAUUAUUGGGUUCGGGUUCAGUUACAAGUUGUUUUUCGGCAUGUCAACGAAGUCUUAAACAAUAUAUAGCUAAACGAAAGAUUGAACGAGGCCGACAGUUAUAUGAACAAAACCACCAAACAGCAGCUGUCCGAACCUGGCACAGCGCUUUGAAAGGGGACUGCCAAAGGGAGGAUUGCUUCCAGCUUCUUGGGUACCUUUAUCAGGCUCAUAUGGAUUGGGGAAAAUUUCGGGAAGCUAUUGAAUAUGGUCAUCAGCAACUAGGGUUGAUUUCUCACCAUUUAAUAAUCGGUAUUUCAGAAGAGUUGGAUUCGGCCAACAUGCGAGCUGAGACAUACCUUAACCUAAGUCGAGCACAUGCCAGUUUAGGAGGCUUGGAAAGAUCAUUGAGUUAUGCUCGACAUUCCCUUUAUAACGAAUGCGGAACAAAAUGUCGGAGUGGUCUCGUUCAUUUAACUGUUGCCAGAGUUUAUCUUGAAAUGGGUGGUUUUUCUAGGGCAUUAGAAGGUCUACAAGGCGCUUUUAAGGUUGCAACGGCUAUUGGCGAUCCAUCACUAGAGCUUCAGGUGUACGUAGCGCUAUCUGAGCUUUUUGGACGACUCCAGGAUAAUGAAAAGAGUGCCAUCUAUGCCUCUAAAGCGUACGAUCUAUCACGUUCCCUACAAUUAGGUGAUCUAAACUCAUGUUACCAUAGAGCUGCAUUGUUGCGUAUGGCUGUAUCCUUGAGAAAACAAGGUGAACUAGGUGAUGCACAGGACUAUUGUAAGGAGGCAACCAAACUGUCCCUUAUGUCUGGAGAUCAAGCAACAUAUACUCGAAGUAUUCGUGUCAUGGGAGAUAUUUACCGAAAAAAAAUGGAAUUAGAUCGUGCUUUACGACAGUAUGAACAGGCUAUGGGGACGUCGGCUAAUUUAGGAGAUCGUAUGGCACAAAUGGAAGCUAUGGAUGGGGCAGCCCGCUGUUUGGAGACUCUACGUAUUCAAAAUAAAAUUUGCAAUUGCAGGCCGCUUGAGUUUAAUACACGUCUUUUGGAAGUAGCUAGUUCUAUUGGAGCUAAGUUUUUGGUCCGAAAAAUUCGUUGUCGUCUGGCCCUAAUUUAUCGUUCGCUGGGGGACGAGGAUCAAUGUAACAUUCAUUUUCGACUUGCAAAUCAAACAGAUGUUGCGUUGGGAUUGAAUUGCGGUGGAUGCGGUGAAUCGUUUGGCCUUCAGCCUGGAAACCUUGAGGCCUUACCUUGCGCACACAUUUUUCACGCAAAAUGCGCCUUUGAUGUAAUGCGACGACGUGACAAAAAUGCGUCUCGAUCAUGUCCAGCCUGUAACAAGCUCAUAAGUUCCCGUAUGCACCUUUGUAGCAGUGUUCCGACAGCGGUGGAGUCUGAAAGUACCGACGGAGGAAGCGCCGUUACUGUUGACAUAAAGUCAAACCUUUUGUCCAUUGAUGGUCUCCUGGAAAUUGACUCUGAAACAUUUUUGCCAUCGUCAAUAUUUACUAAUAAAAAUAAACCGGUUCCGGAUAAUGAAAAUUUAACUUUUUUGUCUCCAAAAGUUAUGUAUAACAGUGACUUAUCAUUAGCUUCGUUAAGCAUGCGAGCAUCCAGCCUUACUAUAGAUAGCGCCCAAAAUGCAACAUCAUCGGUUUAGGGUGAUCAUGAAAACGUGACUUAUUAAAUUUGCUUGCUGCAAAGUCGGCCACAAAAUUAUCGUGUUUUAAAUAUUGCAUUUUAAAUGCCCUAAAAAGAUAACAAAAUUAAGGACUUUAGGCCUUUAGACUAAUAAGGCCUUUAUUAUUUCCUAAAAUAUUCUUAAUGUCUAUUUCCUAAUAAUAUUAUUAUUUAAAUUAC
Molecule: messenger RNA, 2260 nt
Organism: Drosophila bipectinata
Lineage: Eukaryota; Metazoa; Arthropoda; Insecta; Diptera; Drosophilidae
Product: 43 kDa receptor-associated protein of the synapse
Biological process (GO): positive regulation of neuromuscular synaptic transmission; synaptic transmission, cholinergic
Cellular component (GO): neuromuscular junction; plasma membrane
Molecular function (GO): protein-membrane adaptor activity; acetylcholine receptor binding
Source: RefSeq, a predicted model, not a curated record